GUUGUGGCUUCCUUGAAUACCUCCAUUUGAUUUCCAUUUCACUUCUGUGCCAAUGCAAGAAUGGCCUAUGCAUCUCAUGAUUCCGUGACUUUCUUUCCCACAUCUAACUUUAGGCACAAGGUACUUGAAUUUGAGGUAAGAAGCGCUGGGGUCGGCAAGGUCUUUACUUCACGAAAUUUUCUUCGAGCAACAAAAUGACUGCCGAUGCUAAUCGCGCUGAGUCUCUGAUGUGUAUGGAUCGAGCUCGGGAGGCACUCAAAAGUGGUGAUCCAGAAAAAGCCAAACGUUUGCUCAGCAAAGCAAAGAAACUUGAUCCCAAGCAGGACAUAGAAUAUUUAUUGAAGAAAGCGGAGUCCAUGGGUGUAAAUAGCGAAUCAUCGUCACGAGAUUCCGAAGAACGUAGCUAUGCUCAUGAUGAUCAUUACGAAGAACCGAAUUUACGUAGUCGGCGGUCGUAUAGGUCUCCACCUAGAACAGCGUCGGACAGUAAAAUAAAUGGCAGCGCUGGUGGAGAAACCUCGAAGGCUAGAACGGCUAAGUCUAGAUCUUCGUCACGUACACCCAGAUUAGGCGUCGACUACACAAAAGAGCAGUCUGAUCUGGUGGAACGAAUUCGACACUGCAAGGAUUACUAUGAAAUAUUGAAUGUAUCAAAGACGGCCUCAGACGCAGAAAUUAAAAAAGAGUACAGAAGAAUGGCUUUACAACUUCAUCCAGAUAAAUGUAGGGCUCCACAUGCAACAGAGGCCUUCAAAGCUUUGGGUAAUGCCUAUGCCGUUUUAUCCAACGAAGAAAAGCGAAAACAAUAUGAUUUGUAUGGUGCUGAUGGAGGAAGUGGAAGUAAUGUUAGUAGUAGCAGCAGAGGGCAAAGGGGAGACUUCUUUGAGUAUGAUUAUGCACAUGGAUUUGAUGCCGAGUUUACCCCUGAGGAGAUCUUCAAUAUGUUCUUUGGCGGUGGUUUCCCGUCAGAGUCCGUGCGAAGAAGAGGUCAUGCUUACCAUCAUACUGCCCAUCAUAGCACUAGAAAUCAGAAUGAGAGUCCAUAUACUCCACUUUUACAACUGUUGCCACUUAUUGCCAUACUCGUCCUCGGUCUCAUAGCACAGCUUAUGGUCGGCGAUCCUGCAUACUCCUUGCAUCAUUCCAGUAAGUAUCCAGUGAAACGUCUCACUCAGAGUGAUUUGAGAGUGCCUUAUUUUGUCAGAAGCGACUUCGAGCAGGCGUAUCGCGGUAGAAUUCAUCAGAUUGAAGCACAGGUUGAAGACGAAUACAUCCAAAAUCUACGAAUGAAUUGUUACAAGGAGCAGAACCAACGUGAAACAUUGUUAUAUCGUGCACGGUGGCAACGUGAUGAUGACUUGCUUCGUCGAGCAAGUCAAAUGGCGAUGCCCCAUUGUGAUCGUCUUAGGGAGAUAUACAGCUCUUCUUCAUUUUCCUCUUCACACAUCACAUCCGACAAUGUCGGUAGUAACACGAGUGCUGUUCAUCGCAAAGAAUACCAGAGCUAA
Molecule: messenger RNA, 1508 nt
Organism: Cylicocyclus nassatus
Lineage: Eukaryota; Metazoa; Nematoda; Chromadorea; Rhabditida; Strongylidae
Source: the annotation of a GenBank genome assembly